Molecule: messenger RNA, 1677 nt
Organism: Pollicipes pollicipes
Lineage: Eukaryota; Metazoa; Arthropoda; Thecostraca; Pollicipedomorpha; Pollicipedidae
Product: organic cation transporter protein-like
Exons: 3
Coding region: 112-1677 (521 amino acids)
Biological process (GO): transmembrane transport
Cellular component (GO): membrane
Molecular function (GO): transmembrane transporter activity
Source: RefSeq, a predicted model, not a curated record
AGGCAUCGGUUGGAGCGCUACACCAGCGGCCGCAACAGACCACGGCAAGGCCUCCGAGGACCGCGACAGUCCGAGUUGGGCGGACCUCUCUCCGCCCCGCUGCGGUCCCUGAUGGAGCCGACACGCGGCGCCCAGACGAGCCGGCCGUCCGCGGAGCCAGCCGACGCGGCCCGGCCCGACGGCGGCGCCGAGCACGACGCGGAGAGCUUCGAGGACAUUCUGCGGCUGACAUGCGGCAGCGGCCGCUGGCAGACCGCGCUGCUGGCCUACAUGUCGUUGAUGUGGCUCAUUCUGCCAUUCUUCUCCAUGUCGAUGAUGUUCAUCGGCGCGACGCCGCCGUUCAAGUGCGCCGACGGCUUCGACGCGAACGCCACGUACGCCUCGCUGCCGGCCGCCGCCCAGCGCUGCCACCCACCCAACGCGAGCGCCGCCUGCCGACGCUGGGUGUUCGACCGGUCCGUGUACGAGUCGACGGUGGUGACGGAGUGGGCGCUGGUGUGCGGCCGCAAGCCGCUGUUGUCGCUACUGCAGUCGCUGCUGAUGCUGGGCGGCCUGUCGGGCGCCGUGGCUGCCGGCCAGCUGGCAGACCGCUUCGGCCGGCGGCCCGUCUUCCUGCCGGCCAUGCUGCUCAUCGUGCUGAUGGCCUUCACGUCGGCGCUGGCCACCAGCUACGCGCUGUUCGCCGCCUGCCGGCUGCUAAGCGGGCUGGCCAUGGCUUUGAUGAUCGGCAGCCAGUACGUGCUGGUCGCCGAGCUGGGCGGCAUCGGCCAGCGCGCACGCUACAGCGCGUUCACGCUCAUGCCGUUCGCGGUGGGCACGGCGCUGGUGGCGGCACUCUCCUAUGCCGUGCGUAACCGCCGGCUCCUGCAGCUGGUCUACGCCGUGCCCUGUCUGGGGCUGCUGCCGAACAUCUGGCUCAUGCCCGAGUCGCCGCGCUGGCUGCUCCUGCGCGGCCGGCCAACCAAGGCUUACGACGUGCUGGCGGCGGGCGCCCGCUGGAACGGCGCCGCCAUGCCGCCGCGGGACGUUGUGCUGAAGAUGAUGACGCGGGUGCACUCCGGCAAGCCAGCGCCAGAGGCAGAUACCGGCGGCCGCUGCAGCCGGCUCCUCAACCAGCUGCUGCAGCUGGUCAAAACGCCCCGUAUGCGGCGCAGCACACUAGUCAGCGCCUUCGUCUGGUUCGUCGUCUCCGGCGCGUACUUCGGCAUCGCGUUCGACGUAACGCAGCUGAGCCGGCAGCCGCACCUGGCCGGCGUGCUCCUCGGCCUGCUAAAUCUACCCUCCGUCUUCUUCUUCCCUAUCAUCGACCGGCUGGGCCGCCGCGGGCCCACGGCCGCCUGCUUCUUCCUCUCGGCCGCCGCCAUGCUCGUCAUCUUCGCCGUCAGCCAUCCGCCGGUGCGGCUGGCGUUCGGCCUGGUCGGCCAGCUCAGCGUCAGCUUGGCGUUCAACAUACUGUACGCCUACUCGCCCGAGUACAUGCCGACGUGCGCGCGCGCCGUCGGGUUUGGCGUGUGCCAGGUGGCGCUGCGGCUGGGCGCCACCGUCUCGCCGUUCGUGGUGGACCUGGUGAGCGAGCUGCGGGCCACCGCGCCGUCGGCCGUGUUCGGUGCCGCCGCGCUGCUGGCCGGUCUGGCCACGUUGCUGCUGCCAGAGACGUGCGGCGCCGGCCUCCGCUAG